Camelus dromedarius (Arabian camel) is the source of this 3548-nucleotide messenger RNA. It is a transcript of the gene WBP4, whose product is annotated as WW domain binding protein 4. NCBI's taxonomy places the organism in Eukaryota, Metazoa, Chordata, Mammalia, Artiodactyla, Camelidae. The coding region runs from base 181 to 1302 and encodes 373 amino acids. Gene Ontology annotation, cellular component: precatalytic spliceosome; nucleus. The transcript is spliced from 10 exons. The record is from RefSeq and is a predicted model, not a curated record. Gene Ontology annotation, biological process: mRNA splicing, via spliceosome. Gene Ontology annotation, molecular function: protein binding; RNA binding; zinc ion binding.
UGAGUCGUCUGGGCACCCGUAGUUGGGAACCGUGGAACACUGGUCCCCGGGAAGGAGGGAGGUGUCCGUGCUCCGAGGCUCUGGUGGGCCUCGCUGCAGGCCGGGCCCUGACUUGCCUCGCGUGGGGAAGGCGACCCUGAGCCGGACGCAGGGGUGACCGGCGGAGCGGCUGGCCCAGUCAUGGCAGACUACUGGAAGUCACAACCAAAGAAAUUCUGUGAUUACUGCAAGUGCUGGAUAGCGGACAAUAGGCCUAGUGUUGAAUUUCAUGAAAGAGGAAAGAAUCAUAAGGAAAAUGUGGCAAAGAGAAUCAGUGAGAUUAAACAGAAAAGCCUGGAUAAGGCAAAGGAAGAAGAAAAGGCAUCAAAGGAGUUCGCUGCUAUGGAGGCAGCUGCCCUGAAAGCAUACCAAGAGGAUUUGAAAAGGCUUGGCUUGGAGUCAGAAAUUCCAGAGCCAAGCAUAUCACCAGUAACCAGCACUGGCCCACCCACCUCUACAUCAAAUCGGCAGAAAGAAAAGAAGAAAAAGAAAAAAGACCCUUCAAAGGGCAGAUGGGUAGAAGGCAUAACCUCUGAGGGUUACCACUACUAUUAUGAUCUUAUCACAGGAGCAUCUCAGUGGGAGAAGCCUGAAGGAUUUCAAGGAAACUUAAAAAAGACAGCAGUGAAGACUGUUUGGGUAGAAGGUUUAAGUGAAGAUGGUUAUACCUAUUAUUAUAAUACAGAAACAGGAGAAUCCAGAUGGGAAAAACCUGAUGAUUUUAUUCCACACUCUGGCGAUCUGCUUUCUAGUAAAGUCAAUGAGAAGUCACUUGGCACCCUAGAGGAGUCCAAAUCAUCAGAUUCACAUAGUGAUUCUGAUGGGGAACAGGAAGCAGAAAAAAAGGAGGUCCCUACAGAAACACAAAAACUGAAAAUAAAGUUUAAGGAAAAAAAUAAAAAUAGUGAUAAAAGAACUGAACCAGAAACACAGAAAGAAAAAUAUGCCCAAGGGCAGAAUUCAUCAGGUCCAAAUGAAGAAAAAUCCAAAUCUCAUAAAAAGUCAAACCCAUAUGGAGAAUGGCAAGAAAUUAAACAAGAAGUUGAGUCCCAUGAGGAGGUCGAUUUGGAACUUCCAAGCACUGAAAAUGAGUGUGUAUCAACUUCAGAAGCUGAUGUUGGUGGGGAACCCAAAGUGGUUUUUAAAGAAAAAACAGUCACUUCUCUUGGAGUUGUGGCAGACGGAGUGGCCCCUGUCUUCAAAAAGAGAAGAACUGAAAAUGGAAAAUCUAGAAAUUUAAGGCAACGAGGUGAUGAUCAAUGAUUGUAAAAAAAGUCUUUUGUGUGUGCUUUUUGGAGAGAAUGGAGACUAUACAUCUUAAAAGCUCCUCUGUAUUUGUUUUUAAGUACUUAAAUGCUAAAAAUUCUAAAUAUAUUUUAUGUGAAUUUAAAAUAAAUCUUUUUUCAUGUAAAAUUGAUUUUUGUUCCUAAAAUGGAAGCCUACCACAUUGCAUUGUAAUACAGUGUAUUAUUAUGUUCAGUGUCUAAACAUUGCUAAUUAUGUCAUAAUAUAAGAUGCUAUGUAUCUGUUAUUUAAAACCUGGAAAAGUAAGGUUUUUAUUCUAUCCUUACUCAUAUGAACGUACCUGUACUGCACUGAAAAUGCAUUACUUUUGUACACUGAUGUUAAUAGUUAUCCAAGAAAGAAGAAUUAGCCCACGGAGGGGCAGAUUCACAGCCCAAGAUGAUUCAUUUCUGAGGAUCCUGUCAGAAGGCUAAUGUAGAAAAUGAUGCACAUUGGCUUAACUUCACGCAGUGUGAGGUCCAGGGCCGAGAGCCGGGCCUGCAGCUCAGGUAGUGCUUAAUAUGGAGCGAAAAUUGGACCAAAGGUAGAGAGCUGUACUUACCUAAUUCAUUGCAAAGCAACAGCCAUUACUUAAGCAAUUUUACUUUGAGCCAGGCAUCAUGCUAGGAACGAGGGAUGUAAAGAUGAACAAGACAUAUCCCCGUUCUUCAUGACUUCUCAUUCUGAUGGAGUCCUUUUUCCCCUAGUCAUGCACUGUGUAUAGUGGCCUUGUAUGUGCUGGAGAAUAUUUUUUAGGGUUUAUUUAAAACUGUAGGUGAAGGCGUGAACAAAAACAGUAAGGUCUCUGGCUUCUAACAGGUUUUAGUGUUCCCCUAGACAACUGGAAAUGUCUCAUUUUCUGGUUAAAUUAAAUAAAGUGGAAUUUUCCUAUUUAAUCCAUUUCAAGUAGGUACCUUCCCAUUAUUAUUCCAAAUUCUUAAAAUUCUAUUUUUUAUAAAUUGUACAGUAGUUAACAUUUGGUAGUAAAUACUUGUCUUUUUAAGGUUACUAGUGUACAUGUAAGAAAAUGAUAGCUUAUUAAAAACUUUAUGAAAAAAUACUGGGUUUUUUUUUUCCCUUCUAAUACUGAUCAGAGUCAGCUUAGCAUUGGUGAGACAGUAUUUGGAGACUGUAUGUGUUCGGUUUAGUUAUUUGGGUGUUUCGUGAAUGUGUAGCGUUGUGGAGAAGCAUUUUACAUUCUCGAAGCCCAUUUGUCAUCUCGCUAAGCAGUGCAUUUUGGUGCUUGACUCUCCUCAGUUGGAAAAGAUAAUAAGACUGUAAAUGGAAUGCUGCUAUAUUUCACCCACGUGUUUAUCUCAUACAAAAUACACAAUUGAAGACAUUUUUAAAACCACACCUCAUUAUAUAAAAUGUUUCUCUUUGAUACAGUCUCUAAACUGUCUCCAUUACCUUUGUAAGAAGACACUAUUCUCAGAAGUUUAAGAUAAGUCUUAAACUGAAACUGGUUUUAAAGAUCGCUCAGAAGACUCUUCACAAACACAAAAAUUUUAGUAAAUCAAAUUGUGAAAAAUAAUACUUUUCUAUUUGCUUUGAAACAGUAAGCAGAGAAUAUACCAGCUUUAACUUACCUGGAUUUUUGCAGAAAUUAAAUAUUUGAUAUCAUUUCUGUUACCUAGUAUAUUAUUUUGCAUAUUUUUAUAUAUGUAUAGGUGGGAGAUUAUAAAAUUAAUAUAAAAAUCCAAAUAAUAGAGAAAUAAGUAUUUUCUAAAAGUCCCAAUAGUCUCUGACCCCUCCCCCAUGACCACUGCAGGUUUUUUCCCCUAAGCACAUUAACAAUGGGUGUAUGUGGAUAACCCUUUUGACACCUAGAUUCAUCAAGUCCACUCUCUGGAUGAAAUCAUAUUCAAAAAAGCAAACAGUCAAAAGUAGUUUUGUUUUUUAAUGUGGUUUUUAUAAAUUAUGAAAACUGUGGGGCAAACAGAUUUUUAAGUAUUGAAAAAUAUUAAUAAUAAUCAAAAUAGUAUGGUACUUGCUUACACAGGCACGUCAUAUGUAAAGUAGAGUUUGUUUCUGGUUGUCUGUUGUUGUACUGGUACCACACUGUUUCAAUAUUGUGUUUCAUAGUGUGCUUUAACAUCUGGUAAAGCGGAUAUCCCCAUACUACUUUUCUGUUUCAGAAUACUCAUAUCCAUUCAUUAUUUCAAGUAACAUUUUGUCAAGUUGCUACCUCUGCCUUCACCCCAAAAAAAAUCUGUUAAUCUGUA